GAUAAGGGGCCUCCCGGAGCCGCACCGCAAUCCUCCAGAGCUACCGCCCAGCUGGUACUGCUGGGAACCGGUGCGAACUUGCGCCAGUAGCUAGAGCGCUGGCUCUCUCGGUCGGGUCGCCGCCUCUCUGCCUAAUGAGCUGCACCAGAAUGAUCCAGGUUUUAGAUCCACGGCCUUUGACAAGUUCGGUCAUGCCGGUGGAUGUGGCCAUGAGACUCUGCUUGGCUCAUUCUCCACCUCUGAAGAGUUUCCUGGGCCCUUAUGAUGACCUCCAACGAAGAAAUUUUGUCAACAAAUUAAAGCCUCUGAAACCGUGUCUCAAUAUAAAACAGGAAGCCAAAUCACAGAAUGACUGGGAGAGUUCACACAACCACGCCAAGAAACGGGUUGUGUUUGCAGAUUCCAAGGGCCUCUCCCUCACUGCCAUCCAUGUCUUCUCCGACCUCCCAGAAGAACCAGCGUGGGACCUCCAGUUUGAGCUCCUGGACCUCAAUGACCUGUCCUCUGGCUUAAAACUCCAUGAGGAGAAAAACCUGAUUUUAGACUUCCCUCAGCCUUCAACUGAUUACUUAAGUUUUCGGAGCCACUUUCAGAAGAACUUUGUCUGUCUGGAGAACUGCUCUCUUCAAGAGCGAACAGUGACUGGGACUGUGAAGGUAAAAAAUGUCAGCUUUGAGAAGAAGGUUCAGAUCCGUAUUACUUUUGAUACUUGGAAAAACUACACCAAUGUGGACUGUGUCUACAUGAAAAAUGUGUAUGGUGGCUCAGAUAGUGACACCUUCUCGUUUGCCAUUGACUUACCCUCUGUCAUUCCAACUGAGGAAAAAAUUGAGUUUUGCAUUUCUUACCAUGCUAAUGGGCAGGUCUUCUGGGACAACAAUGAGGGUCAGAAUUAUAGAAUUGUUCACGUGCAAUGGAAACCUGAUGGUGUUCAGACGCAGACAGCAUCCAAGAACUGUGCAUUCCAAGGGGUGCCCCCCAAGACUGAGUUGGAGUCAACAAUCUUUGGCAGUCCGAGGCUGGCCAGCGGGCUCUUCCCAGAAUGGCAGAGCUGGGGGAGAAUGGAGAACUUGGCCUCUUAUCGAUGAAUUAAGCAACCUAGGAAAUGGUCUUGACCUGUCAUAUUCCCAUGUAAUUCUAAGUCUAUAAUGCUCAACAUUAGGAAGUCUUAGCUACUUUCCUUCACUAGGCUUAGGUUUGAGCUUGUGAGACCUGGCUUCAAAAAAAUAGCCACUUGAGAAUUCAGUGUUGGGGUAUAUAUGGAUGACGCUGUGCAGUUUUGCUGUGAAGGUUCAAGUAACAGUCUGGAACUCCAUUUUUGUAAAAGUAAUACUUUUUCAAUGCCAUCUCUCCUUCUAAAUUAACUUGCUUUUAUGCUGGGCAUGGAGAGGUUGGAGAAGGACAGUUGAUGGUGAGGGAAAGCUGUGUUAAUGGUAUGAGGAAUGUCUGAAAAGUGUUCCCGAAAGGCUUUGGAACUCAAGUCCAAGUAGAAGUGGGAGGUCCGAUACUUAACUGCUGGUGAGAAGGGUAAGGUUAUUUUGUUUUUAGGUUGGUUCUACAGUUCUCUCUGGGGGAAGUAAUUUGUAGAGGGAAGAAAAAGAUUCAUCCCGCGUGUUCUUGUGGAGAAAAAGGAAACAAACUUCAGGGAUGGCGGGUGGUGUUGAGGAAAGGUGAAUUAUAACUCUGGAGGAUUAAGAUUUUAAGUGAAGCCUUUCUGUUCAGACAUGAUUUAUCAAAAAGUACGAUUUGGGGAAAGUUUAAGCACAUCUGGCUUUGCAGUCUAAGUGAGCUUGUUUGUGAUUAAGGCAUCACGCUCGCAUUCUCAGUAUAGAAUGCUGCUUAACCAAAAAAACCAUGCCAUCACCAAUGGCUAACAACUUGUAGAGACCCUGUCAUGUCAAAGAUAGCUCUUUGCCAGUGCCUUGAUUAAACCAGAAUACUAUAGCUGCUUAACCCAAAUAUCUGCAGGGUCAUCUGGUAACUCACGAUUGUUUGGCCUCAUGAGGAGGUCCACUCUGUAUACUGGCAUUCCUCCUGCAAUACUGUUGUUUGAGAGUGUUGUUGGUGUAUACAACUCACACCCUUCAUAUUGAAGGCGACUUAGUUUUCCACCACACUUUUUCGAUGUGAUGUUGGAAGUGAGGACUGACACUGAUUCUCCAUUCAAGAAUCCAGUACCUUGCAUAUAAAAGUAGCAGUCAAUUUCUUGCCUAUAUUCAUCUUGAUAUUUGAAGUCUUUUUACCAAUUUCUUUGAAGUCAAAGUGUUUUUUUAAAAAUGGGUAUGAAUUAUUUUGGAUGUUUUAUAAUAUAUUUGUUUAUAUAUGGCAUAUAUAUAUAUGUAUAUAAAGGUGUGCAUAAAUCCAUUCUGUAAGAUCAAGGACAGUAGCCCCUGAAUGUUCGCUUAUGUCAUUGUGCGUGUCCAUUGUGAGGUGUUCAGAGAAUGCAGGUAGUUUUAGCACGUGUGGUCUGCCAUGCUUGAACAACUGCUAUUGGAAUAACUCUGCUGUGACGGUAUUUGAAGUUUGGUUAGCACUCACAUUUUUUCUACUCUAAAUAUUUCACUCUCCUAUAGCUAUCUUUAGUGAACUUAUCACUUUAAGAAUAAAAGUGUUUGAUAUAA
Phyllostomus hastatus (greater spear-nosed bat) is the source of this 2621-nucleotide messenger RNA. RefSeq names its product protein phosphatase 1 regulatory subunit 3C (gene PPP1R3C). The transcript is spliced from 2 exons. Gene Ontology annotation, molecular function: protein phosphatase 1 binding; glycogen binding. Gene Ontology annotation, biological process: regulation of glycogen biosynthetic process. Lineage: Eukaryota; Metazoa; Chordata; Mammalia; Chiroptera; Phyllostomidae. Gene Ontology annotation, cellular component: protein phosphatase type 1 complex. Bases 135 to 1088 code for a protein of 317 amino acids. The record is from RefSeq and is a predicted model, not a curated record.